GUGGGGGGCGGUUGGAGGCGGUUGAAGACCGGACCCGGGACGGGGGGACGUUGUUCGGUCCGGCUCUGCCGUUAUCGCUGCCGCCGCCACUGUCACCAUGGGCACGGUUCAGCAGCGCCUGCAGCGCUUCCUUGAGAGCCCCGGGCCGGUCGGUGACCUGCUGGGGCGGUUGGAAGCUCGCACCGGUAUCCAACGGCUCUACCUUGCCUCAGGUUCUGUGGUGUUCCUGGGGCUGUACCUCAUGUUUGGCUAUGGUGCCUCACUGCUCUGCAACCUCAUCGGCUUCAGCUACCCUGCCUAUGCCUCCAUCAAAGCCAUUGAGAGCUCCAACAAGGAAGAUGACACCACCUGGCUGACCUACUGGGUGGUGUAUGGUGUCUUCAGCAUAGCAGAAGCCUUCUCUGACCUCUUCCUCUACUGGUUCCCCUUCUACUAUGCUGGGAAGUGUCUGUUCCUGGUGUGGUGCAUGGCCCCUGUGACAUGGAAUGGGUCCCAGGUGCUCUACCAGAACUUCAUCCGGCCCUACUUCCUCAAGCACCACCAAGCUGUGGACAAUGUGCUGGGCAACCUUGGCACCAAAGCCCUGGAUGCAGCUUCCACUGUCACCAAAGAAGUCCUGCAGACUCUGGUCAGCAGCAGAGCCAGGCUGGCAGCCGAGAUGGCACCGCAGCUCACCCUGUCUCCUCCAGAGCAGCCCUGAACGUCUCACAUGGAGCCAAGGACGACUGAAAGGAGCCUCCGGUGGCCCCGGUACCGGCACUGUGACCCCGAGCCUGGGGCUUGGAUCCCCCCGCGCUUGGAUUGGGGCCGGGGCCCCACCGCUGCUACCCCCUAAUAAACUCCUCCCGUAAC
Molecule: messenger RNA, 852 nt
Organism: Dryobates pubescens (Downy woodpecker)
Lineage: Eukaryota; Metazoa; Chordata; Aves; Piciformes; Picidae
Gene: REEP6
Product: receptor accessory protein 6
Exons: 6
Coding region: 98-700 (200 amino acids)
Source: RefSeq, a predicted model, not a curated record